AUGGACAAGCUCAUCUCUCUCUUUGUUUUUUCAGCACUCUCACAGAUUGUAGUGUCUCAUGUUCCCACUGAGGCGUCUUUGAGAGCCAACAUUGAGUUGGUGUCAGGACACUCAAGGAUCUUCUCGGGGGAGACAGCCCGCCUGAGAUGCAGUAUUCCUGAUGUGCACAGGUCUAACUGGACUUACCUGUGGUUCAGGGGGUCUGAGGAGCUCUCACAGACUGGGGAGGAAUUAAAUCUGAGGAAUACCAAAGUUCAAGAGAGCGGGAAAUACUACUGCCAAGGAACAAGAAAUACGAAGGUGGGAAAGAUUCGCACCCAGCAAAGUGUCCCUGUGGAGCUCAAGGUGGACGGUGGCUGGGCGAUUCUGCAAGUCCCACGACAUCCUCAACUUGUCAGGAGCACAUUGGAGGUGACAUGUCGUGUCAGAGGGAACCCCCGACUUGAAGAGAUUAUUUUGUACAAAGAUGGCGUUGAAGUAAUGAGACAAAAUGGUCACAAGCCAGAUUUCCAUCUGACCAACUUGAGCCUUGAGGACCAAGGAGUAUAUUCUUGCAGGGCUUCCUGGGAUGUGAGGGGACGAACACUCUCUGUCACUUCUGCUGGCGCUCAUGUACAGAUCUUAGAGGUUCUGUCAAAGCCAAUUUUGAAGAUCAUCCCCAACUAUGAUAUUCAGCUAAAGAGGAUGAAGCUCAUUUGCCAUGUGCAGUACAGCGCCCCUGCUCCUGCCCCUCUGAUAGACUUCUAUUUCUACAAAAAUAACAGGCGACUGGGACCUGCAACAUCUGACAACUAUAAUGUAGUGAAACAGACUCCAGGGCUGUACAGCUGCAAGGCCAGGGUGCCUCAGUUGGGCCUCUCGAAGUCCAGUGAACCCAAAAACUUUGGACUAAGAGUUGCACAGCCUCAGAGGCCAUCUCAUCUCUGACCCAACGGAACUUGAGAAGAUGCCACCUCUUCAUCCUGGACUCCAAAGGCCAGUAUUUCGCCUUGCUUCAGCCACAGAUGACUUCCCACCUGCUGCUGCUUCAUUAUGGAGGACCACAAGAGCCACGCGCAUCGAAAUAAAAAAUUUUGUGCUUAAUUUUAA
Molecule: messenger RNA, 1089 nt
Organism: Pelmatolapia mariae (spotted tilapia)
Lineage: Eukaryota; Metazoa; Chordata; Actinopteri; Cichliformes; Cichlidae
Product: low affinity immunoglobulin gamma Fc region receptor III-B-like
Exons: 6
Coding region: 1-927 (308 amino acids)
Biological process (GO): cell surface receptor signaling pathway
Cellular component (GO): plasma membrane
Molecular function (GO): transmembrane signaling receptor activity
Source: RefSeq, a predicted model, not a curated record